AUGGUUGCCGCCUCAUACACUCUGGCCGCGGCGGUUGGUUCGCUGACUGUCAUGGCUGUCGGCAACGUAUUUGGGCGUCGAUAUUGCAUCAUCAUCGGCAACGUCUGUGCCAUCAUCGGUCCCGCGCUGCAAGCAUCUACUUGGUCGGUAUCGCAAAUCAUUGUAGGGCGUGUUAUUGGGGUGAGCAUCCGUCCUCUCAGCAUGUCCUCCAAGAAGUGCGCCACUGAUUCGUCUCAGGGAUUUGGCCUUGGAUUCAUCUCUUGCACCGUGCCAACGUACAUGGCCGAAAUGAGCAUCAAUCCGAAACAACGCGGCCCGGAAAUAGCGAUACAAUGCGCAGUUCUCAUAUCAGGUAUCGCUCUGGCGUACUGGGUGGCCUUUGGAUUUACGCGAAUGGACAACCAGCUGUCCUGGCGAUUCCCGAUUGGACUACAGGCAAUUUUUGCCAUUAUAUCGUUACUUGGCAUGUUGAUGCUUCCAGAUACCCCUCGCUGGUACUACUCUACAGGUCGAGACGAGCAGGGCGACAAUGUUCUCUCACGACUCCACGCUUUGCCACUCAACCAUCCCAAGGUCCAGGCGCAAAAAGAAGAGAUCCAGGCCUCCAUCCGGCUCGAAACACAAGAAGUGACCAAGUUCGACCUCUCUCUUCUUGUUUGGGAUACCAGUGAGCUUCGUGUUGGGCGGCGUAUUCGCAUCGCCUUUCUAAUCCUGUCGCUCAAGCAGAUGAUGGGAAUCAACAUGAUGGUCUACUAUAGCACUCUCAUCUUUUCUCAAGUUGGCUUGUCAAGCUUCCUCUCACAGCUCUUAGCUGCAGUCAUGAUGACCAUUUAUGCCUUUGGAACAUAUGUGCUGCCGAGCACCAUUGAACGCUUUGGACGCAGGACCAUUCUUUUGACAACCGCGAUAGCCUGCACAGUUUUCAUGCUCAUCUUUGUUGUCAUGAUUGCGGUACCAAAUCGAACACUGGUAACGCAGUGGACAGGAGUAGCAGCAGUCAUUCUGUUCAUGUGUUCCUUCGGGUACGGCUGGAUUGGUAUUCCUUGGCUGUAUGCAUCCGAGAUUGCGCCACUCAACUACCGACACGUCGGCGGUGCCGCAGGUGCAUUCGGAGAAUGGGUAUUCUCCUUUGUCACAGUUUUUGGCGGUGGGUAUGCUAUUGCGAGCGUCGGCUGGAGAAUAUGGAUUUGGCAGAUUUUCUCCUGCGCGUUGGCUAUAGCAUUUGUGUAUUUUAUGUGUCCCGAGACGAGCGGCAAGACGUUGGAGGAAAUCGACAUUGUCUUUGCAACCGACGCUGUCAAAGAAAGAGCUGUCGCGGCUCUGGCGGAGCGAACUUAUCAUGAGAGCAAGACUCAAACAGGGGCUCAGGCAUACUAUCAGGAUAACGCGGCCUAG
Messenger RNA from Metarhizium album ARSEF 1941, 1395 nucleotides. RefSeq names its product General substrate transporter. The record is from RefSeq and is a predicted model, not a curated record. Gene Ontology annotation, cellular component: membrane. Gene Ontology annotation, biological process: transmembrane transport; carbohydrate transport. The transcript is spliced from 7 exons. The coding region runs from base 1 to 1395 and encodes 464 amino acids. Lineage: Eukaryota; Fungi; Ascomycota; Sordariomycetes; Hypocreales; Clavicipitaceae. Gene Ontology annotation, molecular function: carbohydrate:proton symporter activity.